This is a messenger RNA of Bubalus bubalis (water buffalo), 547 nucleotides long. Its product is annotated as histone H3.1. Gene Ontology annotation, molecular function: structural constituent of chromatin; DNA binding; protein heterodimerization activity. Gene Ontology annotation, cellular component: nucleosome. Bases 1 to 411 code for a protein of 136 amino acids. The record is from RefSeq and is a predicted model, not a curated record. NCBI's taxonomy places the organism in Eukaryota, Metazoa, Chordata, Mammalia, Artiodactyla, Bovidae. The transcript has a single exon.
AUGGCUCGUACUAAGCAGACUGCUCGGAAAUCCACUGGCGGCAAGGCGCCGCGCAAACAGCUGGCCACCAAAGCGGCCCGUAAGAGCGCGCCGGCCACCGGCGGUGUGAAGAAGCCGCACCGCUACCGGCCUGGCACAGUGGCCCUGCGCGAGAUCCGCCGCUACCAGAAGUCUACGGAGCUGCUGAUCCGCAAGCUACCGUUCCAGCGGCUGGUGCGCGAGAUCGCACAGGACUUCAAGACCGACCUGCGCUUCCAGAGCUCGGCGGUGAUGGCGCUGCAGGAGGCGUGCGAGGCCUACCUGGUGGGGCUCUUCGAGGACACCAACCUGUGUGCCAUCCACGCCAAGCGCGUCACCAUUAUGCCCAAGGACAUCCAGCUUGCCCGCCGCAUCCGCGGGGAGAGGGCGUAAACUUGUUUUCCAUUUGAGUGCGAACUAUAACCCAAAGGCUCUUUUCAGAGCCACCCACAACAUCAAAUAAGGGUUGUACCACAAAGGAUUAGGAUUAUGCCUACUCCCAAUAAAGUUGGAGCAGAGCGGAACUCCA